Molecule: messenger RNA, 4490 nt
Organism: Cyprinus carpio (common carp)
Lineage: Eukaryota; Metazoa; Chordata; Actinopteri; Cypriniformes; Cyprinidae
Product: NLR family CARD domain-containing protein 3-like
Molecular function (GO): protein binding
Source: RefSeq, a predicted model, not a curated record
AAUCAUAGAAUUAUAAUUGUAAUGAAAUAGAAUUAUAGGUCAUAUAAAUUAAAUUAAAAAAAUAUGUUUCAGCAUGUUUUUAAUUAACUGAUACACAUGCAUUCAAAAAUAUUUGAUACUAUAUAUCAGUAUUAAAAAGAAGCUGAAGAAGAAGAAGAAGAAGAUGAAAAUAACAAGAAUUUGAAUUAAACUGGCAUGUUUACUCCAAAACAUCUGAUCUGUUUCCAAGAAGUUUGAGUAACCAAGUGAAAGAGAAACCGAAAGUAAAAACAUUACUGCUUUUCAUUGACCAGGAAGGAGUCGAAAACAGCAGGACUGACGAGCGGGAUACUUUGAUCACAAUGGAUGAUCUGAUCCAGGAUCAGUCCAGAUGUGGAGCUUGUGAGCAGGUUCUAAGAGAUCCGGUCUCUAUCACCUGUGGACACAGCUUCUGCAGACAAUGCAUUAGUUUUGACUGGGAUCAGUUGAGACUAGAAAACUUUGACUGUCCUCAGUGCCGACAAAGAUCCAGAACACAUUCUGAUCUUCAGAUGCACAGAGUCUGCUACACAAAAGCAGCCCUGCAGCAGGAGACUGGAGACCUGAAAAAAAGAGUCAAAGAAAUGCACAAAACUAGCAUGAGGAACAAGUAUGAAAGUUUAUUUGAGGGUAUUAAACUCCAAGAGAAUGAAACCCUCCUGAACAGGAUCUACACACAGCUCUACAUCUUAGAAGGAGAGAGUGAAGGGGUGAAUGAAGAACAUGAGGUUUUACAGAUAGAGAAGACAGCCAGAACACAACAUUCACAAGACACUGGAAUCCACUGCAAUGACAUCUUUAAAGCCUCACCUGAACCAGAAUGUGAGAAAGACAAAAUCAAGGUUGUUCUUACUAAAGGCAUCGCUGGAAUCGGAAAAACUGUCUCUGUGCAGAAGUUCAUUCUGGACUGGGCAGAGGGAAACUCCAAUCAGGAUGUAGAUUUCAUGUUUGUGCUUCCAUUUCGAGAGCUGAACUUGAUUCAAGAUCAUCAGUACAGUCUUCACAGACUUCUGCUGGACUUUCAUCCUGAACUUCAAGAUCUGGGCUCAAAGAUUUAUGAGGAAUGUAAAAUUGUAUUCAUCUUUGAUGGUCUGGAUGAAAGCAGAAUCACACUGAAGUUUUCAGAUGCUCAGAAAGUUUCUGAUGCUACUGAGAUUUCAUCAGUGGGUGUUUUGAUGUCAAACCUCAUGAAAGGAGAGCUGCUUCCCUCUGCAUGCAUCUGGAUCACAUCCAGACCAGCAGCAGCCAAUCAGAUCCCCCCCAAAUACAUCGACCGUCUGACAGAAAUUCAGGGAUUCAAUGAGCCUCAGAAGGAGGAAUAUUUCAGGAAGAGAACCAGUGACCAGCAUCAAGCCAACACAAUCAUCUCACACAUCAGAAGAUCAAGAAGCAUCCACAUCAUGUGCCAUAUACCCGUCUUCUGCUGGAUCUCAUCCACUGUGCUUCAGAAGCUCCUGAAAGAAGAUCUGAAUGCAGAAAUCCCUCAAACUCUGACUGAAAUGUACAUCCACUUCCUGCUGAUUCAGAUCAACAUGAAGAACCAGAAGUAUGAAGAGAGAGAUCCAGAGAAACUCCUGCAGUCCAACAGAGAAAUGAUUGAGAAACUUGCUGAAGUGGCUUUCAAACAGCUGAUGAAGGGCAAUGUGAUGUUCUAUGAGAAGGAUCUGAGAGAGAGCGGUAUAGACCUCACUGAUGCAUCAGUGUAUUCUGGGAUUUGCACUGAGAUCUUUAAGGAGGAAUCAGUGAUUCAUAAGAGGAAAGUCUACAGCUUCAUUCAUCUGAGCAUUCAGGAGUUUCUUGCUGCUUUUCAUGUGUUUUACUGCUAUUUAUGCAGUACAACAGAGACCCUUAAGGUUUUUGAUUCAAUGCAUAAUCUGCAUCAAGGAGCAAUAGAUAAAGCCAUUGAGAGUGAGAAUGGACACCUGGAUCUGUUCCUGCGGUUCCUGUUGGGCAUCUCACUGGAGUCCAAUCAGAUACUUUUACAGAAUCUACUGACACACACAGAGAACAGCUCAGAGAGCAUCAGGAGAACCUCACAAUACAUUAAAGAGAAGAUCAAAGAUGGACAUGGAUUCUCCACUGAAAGAUCCAUCAACCUGUUCCUCUGUCUGCUGGAAGUGAAAGAUCAGACUCUGUCCAGAGAGAUUCAGGCAUUUGUGAAGUCAGACAAACACUCAGAGAAGAAGCUCUCUCCUGCUCACUGCUCAACAAUCGCCUACAUGCUUCAGAUGUCAGAAGAGGUGCUAGAUGAGCUGGAUCUGAAGAGAUACAACACAUCAGAUGAGGGUAGAAGAAGACUCAUACCAGCUGUGAUCAACUGCAGAAAAGCUCUACUCGCUGGCUGUUAUCUUACUGAUCAGUGUUGUGAGAGUUUAUCAUCAACUCUACAAUCCUCAAAUUCUGUCCUGAAAGAGCUGGACCUGACUAAUAAUGACCUACAGGAUUCAGGAGUGAAGCUUCUCUCUGAUGGACUGAAGAAUCCAAACUGUCUGCUGGAAAUAUUGAGGUUGUCUGGAUGUAUGGUGACAGAGGAAGGCUGUGGUUAUUUAUCUUCAGCUCUGAAUUCAAACCCCUCACACCUGAGAGAGCUUGAUCUGAGCUACAAUCACCCAGGACAAUCAGGAGUCCAGCUGCUCAACCACAAACUGAAUGAUGCAAACUGCUCACUACAGAUACUCAAUGUGGGUCAUGGAGGACAUUUCAGGAUUACAGCAGGACCACAAAAAUAUGCCUGUAGUCUCACACUAGAUCCAAAUACUGCAAACUCUCACCUGAUCCUGUCUGAGAGGAACAAAAAGGUAACAUAUGUGGAAGAGCAGAAGUCGUAUCCUCAUCAUCCAGAGAGAUUUGAGCACCAUCCUCAGGUUCUGUGUGGAGAGAGUCUGACUGAACGCUGUUACUGGGAGGCUGAAUGGAGUGGGAGGGGGACAGAAAUAUCAAUGACGUACAAAGAUAUCAGCAGGAAAGGUGGAAGUGACUGCAGGUUUGGAUUCAAUCAAAAGUCCUGGAAUCUGAGCAGUUUUUAUAACAGACUCACUGUCUGUCACAAUAAUGACAGCACUGAGAUAUCAACCCCUUCAUCCUCUAAUCGUGUAGGUGUCUAUCUGGACUGGUCUGCUGGUAUUCUGUCCUUCUAUAGUGUCUCUGACACACACACACUCACACACAUACACACAUUCAACACCACGUUUACUGAACCCCUCUAUGCUGGGUUUGGGGUUUAUUAUGGUUCCCCAGUUUCUCUGUGCUAGACUGAACAACAGAGUUGGGGUACUUGGACUCAGGACUUGGACUCGGACUUGGACUGCAAUUAUGAAUGAACUUGGACUCGGACAGACUCGGGUUGACUUGGACUUGGACUCUGACAUUCUGUUUGUUUGUUUGUUUGUUUGAGUUUAUUGUUAUUUUGUACACAACAUAAAAUUAUGAUAAAAAGACAUUAAUAAAUGUCUCCCACUUAAACUCAGUUGUUUAAAGACUAGGUCUCGACUUGGACUUGGCAAAGUGGACUCUGACACAACACUACGUGAACAACCUUAUCCAAGGAGAAACAGAACAACAACAAUAAAACGUAAAAAGAUGUUGGACGAGAAUGCCUGGCUUGGAAUCUCCUUUCCAGCUCAUCCCAAAGGUGUUGGAUGAGGUUGAUGACAGGACUAUGUGCAGGCCAGUCAAGUUCCUCUACACUAAACUCAUCCAUGUCUUUAUGGACCUUGCUUUAUGCACUGGGGCACAGUAAUACUGGAAUAGAAAAGGGCCUUGCCAAAACUGUUCCCAACAAAUUAAAUGCAUAGCAUUGUCCAAAAUGUCUUAGUAUGCUGAAGCAUUAAGAUUUAUUGUCACUGGAAGUAAGGGUAUACUGAAAGUAUUUUUCAGGCUAGACCAGCCAAUGCACAUGCACAGUCCUGAGCACACGUCUCUGUUUCUAUAGCAACUGGGACUUCUAACGGCAGCUGCGGUGACAGGAUUACUUUACCGAUUAGUGAUUGGCUCUUUUACUCAGAAGGUGGGGCAUUCUUCGAUAGAGCAGCCAUAUUGAACAUUGCAUUUUUUUUCCCAUUCAAAACUAUACACAUCUUGGGUAUUCUGUAGUCUUUCGCCUAACCCAACCCCUGAAAAACAGCACUAUUCCAUUAUCUCUCCUCCACAAAACUUAACAGUCUUGACAAUGCAGUCAGGCAGGUGACAUUCUCCUAGCAUCUGCCAAACCCAGACUUGCCCAUCAGACUGCUAAACAGAGAAGCGAGAUUUGUCACUCCACAGAACAAGUUUCCACUGCUCCAGAGUCCAGUGGCAGAUUGCUUUACACCAGUGGUUCUCAACUAAGGUCCUGGGGACCCACACAUCUACACUCUACACAUUUUCUAUGUGUCUCUUAUCUGAGACACUAAGAGCUGAUGAUCUGAGUCAAGUGUGUUAAGUAUGGAAUACACACAAAAUGUGCAGAGUAGUGGGUCCAUAGGACUGGAGUU